Messenger RNA from Colletotrichum abscissum, 2169 nucleotides. RefSeq names its product carbon-nitrogen hydrolase. Gene Ontology annotation, biological process: NAD+ biosynthetic process. Gene Ontology annotation, molecular function: ATP binding; glutaminase activity; NAD+ synthase (glutamine-hydrolyzing) activity. Gene Ontology annotation, cellular component: cytoplasm. NCBI's taxonomy places the organism in Eukaryota, Fungi, Ascomycota, Sordariomycetes, Glomerellales, Glomerellaceae. The record is from RefSeq and is a predicted model, not a curated record. The transcript has 12 exons. The coding region runs from base 1 to 2169 and encodes 722 amino acids.
AUGGGACAUCUCAUCACUGUUGCGACUUGUUCGCUGAACCAGUGGGCAUUGGACUGGGAAGGAAAUGCCGCUCGAAUUAUUGAGAGUAUCCAAAAGGCAAAGGCAGCUGGAGCUCGCCUGCGUGUCGGUCCUGAACUAGAGAUAUGCGGCUACGGAUGUCUCGACCACCUCCUCGAGCAAGACCUCUACCUGCACUGUUUCGAGAUGCUUCGUCGCAUCCUGCUCGACGAGACCUGUCACGGCAUCCUCCUCGACAUCGGUAUGCCCGUGCAGCACCGCAACCAGCGCUUCAACUGCCGGGUGCUCUGCCUCGACGGCAAGAUUCUCAUGAUCAGGCCCAAGAUGUGGCUCGCUAACGAUGGUAACUACCGCGAAAUGCGCCACUUCACGCCCUGGAUGCAUCCCAGACAGACGGAGGAGUACCAUCUGCCCCGGAUCCUCCAGGAUAUCCAGGGGUCUACCCACGUCAUCUUUGGCGACGCCGUGGUUUCCACUCCCGAUACGUGCUUUGGAGCAGAGACCUGUGAAGAGCUCUUCACGCCCAAUGCCCCGCACAUCGCAAUGAGUCUUGACGGCGUAGAGAUCAUCACCAACUCCAGUGGCUCACACUUCACCCUGCAGAAGCUCGACACUCGUCUCCAGCUCAUCAUGGAAGCCACGCGCAAGUGCGGCGGCGUCUAUCUCUACGCCAAUCAACAGGGUUGCGACGGCGACAGGCUGUACUACGACGGCUCCGCCAUGAUCUUGGUCAACGGAGACGUCGUGGCUCAGGGGUCGCAAUUCAGCCUGAAUGAUGUUGAGGUCGUCACGGCCACUGUCGACCUUGAAGAAGUUCGCGCCUACCGUUCGGCCAUCUCUCGCGGUCUCCAGGCUGCGCGAUCUGAUGCCAAGUAUCAGCGGAUCCAGACUGCUUUUGAGCUUAGCUCCGAGGACGAGGACGCGGAUAUCAUGAUCACCCCUUCGCCCCCUAUCAAGCCCAAGUAUUACUCGGUUGAGGAAGAGAUUGCUCUAUGUGCUGGCUGCUACCUCUGGGAUUAUCUCCGCAGAUCCGGAACUGCAGGUUACUUGGUACCCCUGAGUGGAGGAAUUGACUCUUGCGCCACAGCGACAAUCGUCUUCUCCAUGUGUCGCAUCGUAAUGAAGGCCGUAGAGGAGGGUAACGCCCAGGUAAUCGAGGACGUCAAGCGCCUGGCAAAGUACGACGGCGAAGGCGUGCUCCCCAAGACGCCCCAGGCUCUCUGCAACCAAAUCUUCUCAACCAUCUACAUGGGCAUGAAAACGCAGAGCUCCGUCGAGACGCGUCAGCGCGCCAGGGACCUCGCCGAAGCCAUUGGCAGCUACCACAUCAACCUCGAUAUUGACGACGUCUACAACGCCCAAAAGAGCCUCGCCGUCACGGCGCUCAACUUUGAGCCGAGGUUCAAGGUCGAAGGCGGGACGAACCAGGAGAAUCUGACGCUUCAGUGUAUCCAGGCGAGAAUCCGCAUGGUGACCGCGUACGAGUUUGGGCAGCUUCUUCCCACGGCCCGCGGACGACCUGGCGGUGGCGGUCUGCUUGUUUUGGGCAGUGCAAAUGUCGGAGAGUCCCUCAGAGGCUACUUUACCAAAUAUGAUUGUUCCAGUGCGGAUAUCAACCCGAUUGGCUCCAUCGACAAAGCCGACCUCAAACGCUUCAUCGCGUGGGCCGAAAAGGACUUCAACAUCCCGUGUCUCCACGACUUCCUAACGGCGGUCCCGACCGCAGAGCUUGAACCCAUCUCAGAGACCUAUGUACAGAGCGACGAGGUGGACAUGGGCAUGACCUAUCAAGAGCUGACCAUCAUGGGCCGCCUCCGCAAGGUGAACAAGCUGGGCCCGUACGGCAUGUUCCAACGCCUUGUCCACGACUGGAGCGUCGACCGCAAGCGUGGUCCCGAUGAUGAUGCUCCCGCGUACGAGCCUAGCCAGACGGCCGAUAAGGUCAAGAAGUUUUUCCACUUUUACGCCAUCAAUAGACACAAGAUGACGACGCUUACACCGGCUCUUCACUGCAAUGACUACUCACCCGACGACAAUAGGUUCGACCUCCGACCCUUCUUGUAUCCCCCCUUCUGGAAGAGCUGGAGUUUCAAAAAGAUUGAUGCGGAGCUUGCAAAGAUUGAGAAGCGGAGGGCAAAGACCAAGGCAUAA